UGUUAUCGGAACAGUCUAGCCAAUCCGAGAAAAGAUGUCCCGAUACGAUUAUCCAAUCAUAAAGUAGGAGGCGGGAUUUGUCGGAAUACAAGUGGGGGACAACUAACACGUGUGGUUUCGGGCAAGUCUACGAAGAUGGCCCCCAAAACUAUGGAGCCAGUGGCCAGGAAGAUUUUUAAAGGAGUGCUCUUCCUGGAGGUGCUUGGUGUGUUUGCAGCUUACGGGCUCUAUUACAGAAUGAACACGAGCCGAGAUUUCAGAUGCACGAUGAGCAAACGCUUCCCCUCAGUUCUGGAAGUUUAUUACAAGUCCAACGAAUGGGCCGGGAACUACGGCAUCCGGGAAGCCGAUCAGGACGUGUGGUCUACUAGCCAGGAAUAGAAAGACAGACAGACGGAGAUACUCAAGAGGACGAAAGCCAUCACUUCUUCCUCCCU
Molecule: messenger RNA, 437 nt
Organism: Hemibagrus wyckioides
Lineage: Eukaryota; Metazoa; Chordata; Actinopteri; Siluriformes; Bagridae
Product: protein CEBPZOS-like
Exons: 4
Coding region: 136-381 (81 amino acids)
Source: RefSeq, a predicted model, not a curated record